UAUAUAAGAUUGACAACAUGGUUGUUGUUGUCAAAUAUAUAAAUUGAUAUAAAUAAUGCUAGCUUGUAAUCACGCUUCUAUAAUGUAAUUUGACUAUAGCAACAAACGUAUUGGUUGUUAUAUUAAAAUUAGAAAUUUAGACUUAUUUUACCAUGUAGAAAAUAUAAAUCUUUUACAAACAGCUUACAUUUAAGAUUUCAUCAUGAAGAAAGAACGAACAGGCGACAAUUGUCGUCCUUUCAAAUUAGCCCAUCAAAUUUUAAGUUUAACUGGCAUUAGUUUUGAGAGGAGAAGUGUCAUUGGCUUUGUCGAAUUGACUAUUGUACCAUUAAAAGAUAACCUAAGAUACAUUCGCCUGAAUGCAAAACAAUGUCGUAUAUACAGAGUGUGCUUAAAUGACCAAUAUGAAGCAAACUUUCAAUAUUUUGAUCCUUUUCUGGACAUUUGUCAGAGUGAUCCUAAUACGAGAUCACUAGAAGCAUUCUCCCAGUACCAUUUAGCUGCUGCACAGAAAAUCGACCCUGAUCAUAACUCUGGAGAACUGCACAUACAAGUGCCCGAUGAUGCAGCACAUUUGGUGGGAGAGGGGCGGGGACUUAGGAUUGGGAUAGAGUUCUCAUUGGAGUCUCCGCAAGGUGGAAUGCAUUUUGUUGUUCCUGAAGGUGAAGGAAGUUUGACUGAGAAAUCAGCUCAUAUGUUCACAUACGGCCAUUCGGCUAGACUCUGGUUUCCAUGUGUGGACAGUUUUGCCGAACCUUGUACUUGGAAACUUGAGUUUACUGUUGACGAAUGUUUGACUGCAGUGUCUUGUGGAGAGCUGCUAGAUGUGGUUUAUACACCUGACCAUAGACGUAAAACGUUUCAUUACGUUGUGAACACACCAGCAUGUGCACCAAAUAUAGCUUUGGCUAUUGGACCUUUCGAAACCUAUGUGGAUCCAUUUAUGAAUGAAGUGACCCAUUACUGCUUGCCAAAUCUGCUUCAAAUACUCAAAAAUACUGUACGGUAUCUACAUGAAGCUUUUGAAUUCUAUGAAGAAACACUGUCCACUAGAUAUCCGUAUCCUUGUUAUAAACAGGUUUUUGUGGAUGAAACAGAAGAUGACGCCACAGCAUAUACAACAAUGUCAAUAUUAAGCACGCAUUUACUGCAUUCAAUUGCUAUAAUUGACCAAACCUACAUCAGUCGUAAGGCAAUGGCUCAAGCAGUUGCUGAACAAUUUUUUGGCUGUUUCAUUACUAUGCAAAAUUGGUCCGACUUGUGGUUGGCUAAAGGAAUACCGGAGUAUUUAUGUGGACUUUAUUCAAAAAAAUGUUUCGGAAAUAAUGAAUAUAGAUAUUGGAUACAUCAAGAGUUGCAAGAAGUGGUGGGCUAUGAAGAACAAUAUGGUGGAAUGGUUCUCGAUCCAUGGCAGCCUCCAGUUAGUGGUGCCCGAGUGGAACCGAAAGAUAUGUUCUAUUUUCCCGUUAGAAAUGUACAUACGAUGUCUCCAAGAUACAUUGAGAUAAUGCGGAAGAAAUCUCACUUAGUUUUAAGAAUGUUGGAACAACGUAUUGGCCAAGAAUUGCUUCUUCAAGUCUUCAAUAAACAAUUAUCGUUGGCAACUAACGCGGCCAACACCAAGAUCGGUAGCGGUUUAUGGGGACAUCUGUUACUUUCAACUAAUUUAUUUGUGAAAGCCAUAUUCACUGUUACUGGGAAAGAUAUGGCAGUGUUUGUUGACCAAUGGGUGCGGACGGGUGGUCAUGCGAAAUUCCAACUUACUUCAGUUUUCAACAGAAAGAGGAAUACGGUCGAAUUGGAAAUUCGUCAGGAUUGCGUGCACGAGCGUGGUAUUAGGAAAUAUGUGGGGCCUUUAUUAGUUCAACUGCAGGAGUUAGACGGGACGUUCAAACAUACCUUGCAAAUUGAGAACAUCGUGGUGAAAGCUGACAUAACAUGUCACAGCAAGAGUCGACGUAAUAAGAAAAAGAAAAUCCCCCUGUGUACUGGCGAAGAAGUCGAUAUGGAUCUUUCAGCUAUGGACGAUUCGCCAGUACUAUGGAUCCGUCUCGACCCAGAGAUGUCACUACUACGAAGCACAGUGAUAUCCCAACCAGACUACCAGUGGCAGUAUCAACUACGUCACGAGCGUGACGUCACUGCUCAAAGCGAGGCCAUUGACGCCCUCCACAACUACCCGGAACCCGCUACCAGAAAGGCCCUGACGGAUACAAUUGAAAACGAACAGACAUAUUACAAGAUUAGAUGCCGAGCAGCUCACUGUUUGACUAAAGUAGCCAACGCCAUGAUAAGCUCGUGGGCUGGACCGCCGGCCAUGCUGACGAUCUUCCGCAAGAUGUUCGGCUCGUUCUCCGCGCCUCACAUCAUCAAACAGAACAACUUCGACAACCUGCAACACUACUUCCUUCAGAAGACAAUCCCCGUUGCUAUGGCUGGCUUAAGAAACAUUCACGGCAUAUGUCCUCCGGAAGUAGUACGAUUUCUGUUAGAUCUCUUCAAGUACAAUGAUAAUUCAAAGAAUCAUUUCUCUGAUAACUACUACAAAGCGGCUCUCGUUGAUGCCUUGGCUGCUACUAUUACGCCUGUAAUAUCUGUUUUACAACCUGGUGCACCAAUAACAGCAGAUUCAUUAUCGGCUGAUACUCGACUGGUUUUAGAAGAAAUAACUCGAGUGCUAAACUUAGAGAAAGUUUUGCCAUGCUACAAGAACACGGUGACAGUGAGUUGCUUGCGAGCGAUACGUAGACUGCAGCAGUGUGGACACUUACCGAGCAUACCCACUAUUUUCAGAGCGUAUGCGGAAUAUGGACAGUAUAUAGACGUGCGGCUGGCGGCGUUCGAGUGCCUGGUGGACUUCGUGCGCGUGGACGGCAAGCCCGAGGACCUGUCGUCGCUGCUGACGGCGGUGGAGAACGACCCCGAGCCCGGCGUGCGCCACGGCCUGGCGCGCCUGCUGGUGGCCAUGCCGCCCUUCGAGCGCGCCGCGCGCCACCGCCUCGACACCGAGGCCGUCGUGCACAGGUUGUGGAACAACAUAAACAGUCAAUUAUCGAAUGACGCAAGGCUAAGAUGUGAUCUUGUAGAUCUUUAUUACACUUUAUACGGUCUAAAACGACCUUUAUGUGUACCUCUACCAGAGAUUCAGGCUAUGAUGAAACAAAUGCAUCACAAAGAAAGAGAGAGACUUGAUCGGGAAAGAGAAAGAGUGGAAAGAGAAAAAGAUAGACAGAGGGAAAUUGAGAUGAAACCUGUUAUCAAGCAAGAGAUAGAAGACGUUCCCAUAAAGACUGAGCUAGAUGUUGGCCCGUUGGAUGAGACCCCGUUGGACGGUGCCAAGGAUAAUGUGCUUCCCAUACCGAUAUCAAGCAUCAAGGAGGAAGAUGACAAAAUAGACGUGAUGUCUGUACAAGAUCUGCCUGUUAGAGUUUACAGCGAUGACGCAAAAAGGGAAUUCAUAUCAGAUAAUGCGGUACCCCUACCGGGCAUUCCUGGUACUUCCGGUCCAAUUGGCUUCGAGCCAGGCAUGUUUAGACAUGACAAAGAUGAUUUAGGAGCGCCUAAAGCGAAGAAAAAGAAGAAGGACAAAAAGAAGCACAAACACAAGCACAAACAUAAACACAGCAAAGACAAAUCCAAAGAACAUAAAGACAAAGAUAAGCCCUUCCCAACCCACCCUCCUUCCUCUACAGAUCAUUUGAAAAUAAAAGAGGAGACUCGGGAAACAUUAAGUUCUUUCAGUUCGAGUCAAAGUCCGUCUGAAGAUAUAUCUUCUAUGCCGUCUAAUAUGAGUUUUUAAUAUUUAAAAAAAUCGCAUUUAUUUUUCAUGUUUCAACUAAAUACUAUUGGUAUUUAUUGAAGAAUGUGAUGAUGACUUAUUAUAAAAAAAAAAAAAAAAAAAACUGUCCAGGUCAAACCGCAGACAAUGAAAUGUAUGAAUGCUUAUUCUUUUUUUGAGAUUUUUUUUUGUUCAACAUUGUUAAGGUGUCUUUUGUAUCUGGAUGUUUCGUAUUAAAAAACAUAAUAAAACAUAAUAAAUAUUAACUAUAAUUUUUUCAAA
Melitaea cinxia (Glanville fritillary) is the source of this 4060-nucleotide messenger RNA. RefSeq names its product transcription initiation factor TFIID subunit 2 (gene Taf2). Bases 203 to 3799 code for a protein of 1198 amino acids. Gene Ontology annotation, molecular function: zinc ion binding; chromatin binding; metallopeptidase activity. Gene Ontology annotation, cellular component: transcription factor TFIID complex. NCBI's taxonomy places the organism in Eukaryota, Metazoa, Arthropoda, Insecta, Lepidoptera, Nymphalidae. The transcript is spliced from 19 exons. Gene Ontology annotation, biological process: transcription initiation at RNA polymerase II promoter. The record is from RefSeq and is a predicted model, not a curated record.